AUGAACCAGCAGUCAGAAUGUACUGAGAAUGCACAGUUUAAUGGUCAGAAUCUUAAUCAGUUUUUUAAAAAUGUAACUCAACCAACAGCAGAUGUACAAUUGGACGGGUACAAAAUCUCUUCAAUGCAUUCUUUCGGCUCUGAAGAUACUACUGAUUGUAAUUUAUGUGAGAAUUUUGCACUUGCUAACAAUCCAGAUGCUCACUUCAAGGACAGCAGAAGGCAAUUAGUGAUUAAAUGUUCUCAAAUGAUUGAAGAAAAUGUAGAUUCUGCUAUUCUCCAACUGGCUGCCUCACAUGCUACAGAAUUAAUAAAUGAAGAAAAACAAUCUGCAACAAAUGCUGAUCAUUUACAAUCUAAUUUAACAACAGACACCGAGUAUUGCAGGAAGCAUGGUUUUGAAUAUAUAACACAUUUAGACAAAAAUCAUGUGUGUUGGACAGAGGAAAAUAUGCAGUUGAAUAAGUGUUUCAUUAGUAAAGAAAGUACUAGUCAGCACUUUCAAGUCAAUACAUUACAUCAGAUGUCUGAGCAUGUGAAAAAUGCAAUUGCAGAUCAAAUGCAGAGUGAAUUCAAUAAGCAAAAACAAAUUGAAGCUAAUGAUCUGAACAUCACAGAAAGUUGUAAUCUAAUACCUAAGGAAGUAAAUCCACUACAAGACAGUGGAAGUCCAUCCUUACAAGACACAUCCAAUGAAAAUAUUGUGCUAGGGAGUGGCAAAUGUUGUGAUAAAAAGGAAGCCAAGCAACAGGAUUAUUCUACUCUUGAAAAGUCCUGGUCAAGUAUGGUAAUGACAGAAUCUAAUAUUGCCUACUCAACUACAGUUGGAACUAAAAAACUUGAAACUCAUUGUGCACUUACAGAUGGAAAUGAAAACAUGUCCUUUGCCAAUAAUACUUCUGGGCAAGAUUCAAAGGAAUACAAAAUUCAAUCAGAAACACAAAAUAUAGAAGAUUUAAUUAACGUAAAUGCUGAAAAACGAAAGCAAAAAGGAUGUCUUGCUGAAAAAAGUCAUCUCGAAGGAUUUGAUUCAAAAACAAAUGAUAACGGAAAUACAGAAAAAAGGAGUUUUAAUGAAGAAACUUUCAACCUAUCAGAUGAACCUCCAACAGGUUCAGUGAUUGAACAGUGCAUUGUGAGCAGGCAAGAAUCAGCUUCAGUGAAACAUUGUGAGACCUCAUCUUCCUUACUGCUUAAACCCAAUCUACCAACACUGUCCAAAGAAAUCAACUUUGAUGUUCUCAAUUCAGGGGUAGCAUGUUUGACUGGAGCCAGAGAUAAGUCUGGUCGUGCAGUUGUGAUAAUAACAACAAGAAACACAAUCUGGCUAAAUCCACAUUGUAACGUUCCUGAACUCGUGCGGCUCCUUAUCUACUUUUAUAGCAUUCCUAGACAAGACAUCCAAAGUGCAGGACUAACUAUUUUGGUGGAUGCCCGGCGAUGCUCUCCUGUACCAGCAUUGUUUAAGGCUUUCAAUACCCUUCAGGCAAAAAUUCCAAAUGCUAUCCAUACUGUUUUGCUGCUCGCUGAAAGGGAACUUACAUUCCGAUUUGAGAAACCAUCUUCGAUGCAGUUUGAACUUCUUACCUCAUUGAAGUCACUGCAUAAAUAUGUGGAAAGCCAUCAACUGCCACCAGAAUUUGAUGGAACUCUCCCCUAUAGUCAUAGUAACUGGAUGUGCUUUCGUAUGAAACAAGAGCAGCUUAUACAGGGAUGUAAAGCGGCAAAGAAUUUCCUCCAGGACAAUAUAGAGAGCCUGAAAUCAAGUAAACUACCAGAAACAGCUGAGGAAGCAAGUGCUCUUUUGCAACAAUAUAAGCACUUAAUGAAGAAUGUUCUGGAAGAUGCAAGGUUGGUGAGACUGCAGCUCGAAGGAGGAGCUAUCUUGGCCAGACUGAGAAGAGAGGAGUCUUAUGUCACUGGAACUGUAGUGUACAGAGACACAAUGGAAACUGUCACAGAAUUAUAUAACAAAGUGGAUGAAGGAAUCCAUGAGCUGGUUAUGUUAUCUAAUAAAUGCAUUCAGGAACUAGAGUUUUUGAAAGAAUUCAAAACACAUGAAAGAGAGUUUAAGGAGGUGAGUAAUUGGAUAGAGGAAGUUGGAGAAAAGCAACUGGAGAGAUGUAACGAGUUAGAGGAUUCACUGGAUUCAUUGCUAAGGACACAGGGAGAGUUCAAGAGCUUUUGCAAUGUUGCUUAUGAGUAUUGCAGGAAAGGCAAAGAACUUUUGAAGAGGCUAGGCCAGUGGCAAGACUUCAAAUCACCAGCAUUGCAUGUUUUUGAAGAAAAGUUGCAGGCACACAGAAAGCAGUAUGAUGAAUUUCUAAAGAACCUGGGUGAAUGCAGACUAAAGAUUGACAAGACUUUAAAAUUGCACAAAUUCUUUGACAAGGCUUAUGAGUGGGCCCUAGAAGGUAUGCGACACCUUGCAUGUAUCAGCAUGGAUGACUGCAGUUCGCCAGAAUGCUGUGGGUCAGUUGUGAAAUAUCUGGAAAAUCAGCAACAGCAGCAUCCUGAAAUUAAAGAUGUUGAGUUUCAAGAAAUGAAGGAAUUGGCAUGCGAAUUGAAAAGUGAGAAGGGGAUUAAUCAAUGGAAAUUUGCUUGGUCCAAAUGCCAAGAGACAAAACUUAUAUUUGAAAAGAAGCUGGAGACUGCAUUGCGAACAAGGAAGUCGUUACCAUCAGACCAUAGGCUUUCUGAUUUUAACACUAUAAAGAAUGAAAUUGUUAACAUAGGACAAAGGCGGCAUUCAGAUGGAAUAGAGCAAAGAUUACAGUGUGAAAGGGGUAUUGCAGGAUCCAGCAGUGGUAGUUGUUUGCUCAACAGGUCAACACAUUGUGGAAUGUGGCAGAGAGACAGAAAUUUGUCACAAUCUUCAGGCAUUUAUUACAGAAAUAUAAAACAUAAGGAUGAUUUUGUACCAGAACCUAUUCUCAGCAAAAACUCUAAGCCAGGUUUCCAAGGCUUUGAUCAAACAGAAACAGGGAGAACUUGUGCUCCUGCUCAUAUAUCAACACCAGAAGCUUGUAAACAAUUGCAUAAUAUCUCUGAUGAAGUAUACUGUCAUAGUGAUGUUGACUCUUCUUGCAUUGAGUCUAGAUGUCUCUUAACACCAGAUCCCCAGAAUCAACAUCUGAAAAAACUGUUACAGAAAGCACAGAGUUUUGACUCUUCACCCAGUGAUACUCACAGGUAUAAUUCAUGUCAAAGAACUUACAGUGAACCUCCAAGGCGUGGAAACACAGGGGUAUUCAUUAAAGGGCUAGAAGUGAGCAGCACUGAACUUAAUGAUAGACCUUGUAUCCCCAAACAACAAGCUUUGUUUGGUUGGACUGGAAACCAGACAGAAAGUCACAGAAGCUAUAAUGCCUUACAAGAGACAAAGACGAAGGGCAGUAAACUGAGGCACAUAAUUGAUGAAAUGGUGACAACAGAACGCGAAUAUGUGAAAUCUCUCCGGUACAUCAUUGAUAAUUACUACCCAGAAAUGGAACGUUUUGACGUUCCUCAGGAUCUUCGAGGCAAACGCAAUGUUAUUUUUGGAAACUUAGAGAAGCUUUACAGCUUCCAUAGCCAAUAUUUCCUGAAGGAACUGGAAAGUUGUGUUAACCACCCAUUACGUGCCAGCCACUGCUUCCUCAGACAUCAUGACCAGUUUGGCAUGUAUGCAUUGUAUAGCAAGAACAAGCCCAAAUCUGAUGCUCUAUUAGCCAGUCUUGGAAACAUAUUUUUUAAGCACAAGCAACUACAACUGGGUGAUAAAAUGAAUCUAGCUUCUUACCUGUUGAAACCAAUCCAACGGAUGAGCAAAUAUGCCCUGUUAUUGAAAGACUUGAUCAAGGAGUGCAGUGAAAUUCAGGAGCAAGAGCUCAACUACCUCAGAGCAGCAGAAGAAAUGGUUAAGUUUCAGCUUCAACAUGGUAAUGACUUGCUGGCUAUGGAUGCUAUUAGGGAUUGUGAUGUGAACCUGAAGGAGCAAGGUCAAUUGGUUCGUCAAGACGAGUUCAUUAUCUGGUUUGGACGCAAGAAAUACCAGCGACAUGUCUUUCUGUUUGAAGACCUCAUUCUUUUCAGCAAACCCAAGCGGAUUGAAGGUGGAUUUGAUGUUUAUAUCUACAAACAUUCCUUUAAAACAGCUGAUAUAGGUUUAACAGAAACUAGUGGUGAGAGCAGUGUACGUUUUGAAAUAUGGUUUCGUCGACGGAAAUCCAAUGAUACGUAUGUUCUUCAGGCAAGUUCAGAAGAAGUAAAACAGGCCUGGACAAAAGAUAUAUCAAGUAUCUUAUGGCAGCAAGCGACCAGAAAUAAAGAAGUACGAAUGCAGGAAAUGGUGUCUAUGGGAAUUGGUAAUAAACCAUUCUUGGACAUCAAGCCAAGUGAGGCUGCAAUCAAUGAUCGAGCCAUUGAUUAUAUUAUGAAAGGCAGAGGAGCACGGACCAGAGCUUCAAUUGCAGUCUCCUUAUUCGAUCACACUAACCCAUUUAGAAGGACACAGAACAUUUCAAGUAACGGCAGUCCUUCAGCUGGUUGUCCAUCCUCAUCCUCACUGUUGGGACCACUGAAUCUCCAUAUGUAUACUAACCAGACAUUGCUGUCAGGGGUAAAUACUGAACGUCCAUUUGAUGUCAACACUUGUAUUGAGGAGGAUGAACUGGAACAUGAAACAAGCAGCCAACCCUCCAUGACAACUGAAAGCUCAGAAUCUUCUUUUCACUGUAUGUCUGCCAGUGGCUCUAGUGGAUCUGAUAGUGGUUGCGUCUCCAGUCUCCUUCUUGAAAACCUUUCAGAAGAUACAGGAUCUCCAUCCGAUAUAUCAGCCUCGUAUUCUUUCCCAGGAUCCAAGCACAGUUCUACUACCAUCUCCCCACUGGAACACAAGCCUCGUUUCUCUAACAGCCAGUAUAUUUCAACGCAGAAAUCAGACCAAAUUACCGUACGCCCAUCUACAAUGGUAUAAGCAUAGCUGUGCUUUCUGUCCUGCCUUGUCUAAGUUUAACACAUCUUUGGUAUUCUGCAUGUUACAUGAAGACAUGCGUAACCCUUAAAGAGCCAUUGAAGAGUAGAACAUCAGCUUUCCACAUACUUUAUACAUAACACCAAAACAGAAUGUGAUGUGGUUGGUACUCCUUAGAAUUUUUUAUAAUUUUUGUGCAAUCGUCAUAUUCUGGUAAAUUGGAAGACUGUGUGGCUGAGAGGCUUUGACCAUUGGACAUUGCAUUUUAUUUUUCCUUGCAGUUCACAUAUUUGGCCGAUUAUAUGACAUUGCUAUUAGCUAGUAAAUCGAUAACAUUUGCCCAAAUUGAGCAAUUAGACACACUGUAAAUAUUAGUUACCAUUUCUGUGCAAAUCUUGUAUUUUGUUUGAUCAGAGCAAUUUACAUACGCGUUGAUUGUUAGCUAUUUCUCGUGUGUUGCAUAAGAUGCAUUUGAUAACUUAGUUGCUUUAUUGGAUUAAGAUGGUUAAAUAAGGCUUCCUUUCGCAAAUUAAAACGUUAAUUGCCACAUUGGCUAAGGGUAGCCUGUUGACCAGCAUUAAUAAUAAAAUGGUGUGGUGAGACUAACAAGAUACUGAAGACAGAGGAGUUUUGCAGCACCUAUUCAACAGUUAAAUGUAGUGCAUUUUUUUCACUAAAUAUUUGUUUCUGUAAAAUCUGUGAAUAAUGUAUCUAGCACAAGUGGUGCUGGGUUUAUUUUGGGCAAGAAAAAUAAAUUUUAAUUUCUUUCUGAUAUUACUUAACUAAAUAGAGAAAUCAUAAGUGCCA
Molecule: messenger RNA, 5760 nt
Organism: Hemiscyllium ocellatum (epaulette shark)
Lineage: Eukaryota; Metazoa; Chordata; Chondrichthyes; Orectolobiformes; Hemiscylliidae
Product: puratrophin-1-like
Exons: 22
Coding region: 1-4956 (1651 amino acids)
Molecular function (GO): guanyl-nucleotide exchange factor activity
Source: RefSeq, a predicted model, not a curated record